This is a messenger RNA of Talaromyces amestolkiae, 2151 nucleotides long. RefSeq lists its product as uncharacterized. Gene Ontology annotation, cellular component: peroxisomal membrane. Bases 1 to 2151 code for a protein of 716 amino acids. Gene Ontology annotation, biological process: peroxisome organization; long-chain fatty acid import into peroxisome; fatty acid beta-oxidation. The record is from RefSeq and is a predicted model, not a curated record. Lineage: Eukaryota; Fungi; Ascomycota; Eurotiomycetes; Eurotiales; Trichocomaceae. The transcript has 4 exons. Gene Ontology annotation, molecular function: ATP hydrolysis activity; ATP binding; ABC-type transporter activity.
AUGGCAGCGCUAUCCAAGAUCCGCCUCCCAGAGCGAUCUAUCGGCCAGACUAUCUCACAUAUGACGAGUCUGUACGUAAAACAUCGCACCCGAAUCUCGCGCGCCGUCUAUCUCGCCCUGUUCCUUGCACUUGCGAAACGAAUCCACAAUGCGAUCGGAGAACAAAAAGCGGCAUCCCGGCGGCAGGCGGAGAUGCGUGAGCGGCCGGGAACAAGCAGUCUCGACAACAACAACAUAGAGAAUAAGAACGCGGAUGAGAAAAGCGCAAGCAGGAAAAAGGUGGAAAUCAAUCUCGAAUUCUUCAGAAAUCUCCUGCGCUUGUUGCGAAUUGUGAUUCCGGGAUGGAAGAGUAAAGAGUUCCGCCUGCUCUUAAGCCAUAGCGUGUUUUUGGUAUUGAGGACUAUAUUGAGUAUAUAUGUUGCUGAGUUGGACGGAAAGUUGGUUAGUCACUUAGUACGUGGCAAAGGCAAAGAGUUUUUGAAGAGUCUUGUGUGGUGGAUGACGGUGGCUAUACCUGCUACUUUUACGAAUUCUAUGCUAUCUUAUCAUCAAUGCCGUCUUGCGCUUGAAUAUCGCAGACGGCUCACAGAGCAUGUCCAUGACAAGUAUUUGUCAAACAUGACUUUCUAUGCACUUUCGGCGCUGGACGAUCGAAUCAAAAAUCCGGAUCAGAUGGUCACAGUGGAUAUCUCCAGAUUUUCCGACAGCUUAGCAGAGCUAUACUCGAAUUUGGCAAAACCCGUUUUGGAUAUGGUUUUAUAUAACUAUCAGCUUUCAAAGAACGUGGGCAUGGAGGGCUUGUUUCUUAUGAGUCUUUUGGUUCAACUAUCAGCAAACAUGAUGCGCGCAUUGACACCUCCAUUCGGCAAAUACGUUGCCGACGAAGCUCGUUUGGAAGGCGAGUUCAGAUUUCAGCAUACACGGUUAAUAGACUAUAGCGAAGAAGUCGCUCUCUAUCACGGUCACGAAGCUGAGAAAGAUAACCUUGACAAGGGUUAUUUCACGCUCAUAAAGCAUGUCAACCGUAUUCUUCGACGACGAUUGUAUCAUGGAUUCAUGGAGGAUUUUGUCAUCAAGUAUUUCUGGGGUGCUUUGGGACUUAUGCUAUGUAGUGUGCCGGUAUUUUUCAAGAUUCCAGGGCAAAUCAGCCAGACUAUGGGCGAUCGGACAGAAAGCUUCGUCACUAAUCGACGACUACUCCUCUCCUCAUCCGAUGCAUUCGGCCGUGUCAUGUUCUCAUACAAAGAAGUAUCGGAACUCGCAGGCCACACCGCUCGAGUCUCAUCCCUCCUCGACGUCAUGGAAGACGUAGCUGCCGGCCGAUUUGAGAAGAAACUCGUAUCUUCAGCAUCGACAGAAGAGAACGCAGCAGUCCUCGCAGGUCGAGGAACCGUCACCGAGAGCCCCUCCAUCGAAUUCACAGACGUUCCUAUCGUCUCACCCAACGGGGACGUCUUAGUCCGCAAACUAUCCUUCACCGUCCAUCCGGGCGAUCACCUUUUGAUUGUUGGACCGAACGGAUGCGGCAAAUCCUCCCUCUUUCGUAUUCUCGGCGGCCUCUGGCCCGUCUACGGCGGAACAGUGAAAAAGCCCAGCUUCGACGACAUUUUCUACAUCCCGCAACGGCCGUAUCUCUCCCGCGGCACGUUACGACAACAAGUAAUCUACCCAGACGGUGUCAAAGAAAUGCGCGCCAAGGGCGUGACAGAUACCGAUCUUUUUGAGGUCCUUUCCAUCCUCGAGAUCUCCAACAUAGUCGAGCGCGAAGGCGGCUGGGAUGCAGAAGAAGAAUGGCGCGACGUCCUGUCCGGCGGGCUACAACAACGUAUCGCCAUGGCGCGUCUCUUCUAUCAUAAACCGCGCUACGCAAUCUUGGACGAAUGCACAUCCUCCGUCACCCUCGAAAUCGAGAAAGUAAUGUACGAGACCGCCAAACAGUUAGGAAUCACGUUGAUGACCGUCUCGCAUCGACGAAGUCUGUGGCAAUACCACAAGAAGAUCUUGCAGUUUGAUGGACAAGGUGGAUAUAUUUUCACAGGAUUGGAUUGGGAGAAGAGAUUGAAACUGGAAGAUGAGAAAGAAGAUCUCGACUUGCAAUUAAGAGCCGUCCCGGAUAUUGAGAAGCGAAUUGCUGAGCUUUCCGCGGCUUAA